AUGUUCUUAAAUGAAUAUAUAUUUUUAUCAGUAUAAGGUAUCUCAUGAAAUAUUAUAGAGAUUUCAGCGGUGAUGAACUUUGCAGAUUGAUCAUUUAUUCAUCCAUGCGAUAUACUACUCUGGAAGUACCUAGUGGGUUCCCGGACACGAAGGCGUACAAGCAUGAACAGGCUGACCACUGGCCUAAAAGGGGCGACCCUCUUACCCAUGGGACCAGAACCACAACUAGGUGCACGGACUGUGUGCUUAAGUUGGAACCAGAAAAAUGAAAUGAGAAAUAAGAGCUCAAACACUCCAGGUAUGAGGCAGGAUUUGAGAAUUAUAGGCCCCUAUACCAUCCACUACCAUCUGAAGAAGAAGGGCAAAACUGAGACGGAAACACGCUGGCUCUGGCAGGACGACCCAGAGACAUCGGCACAUAUCCUUUGCGAGUGUAAAGCAUUAAACCGUUUACGGUACAGCCACUUAGGGAGGACGUUUCUCAUAUCCAAGGAGAUCCACAAAGCACCAAGGAAAGGGCUCAGUUGUAUAAGAGCGCACUUUUCAAGGUAUGGCUACAAGCUAUAGGGGUUCCAAAAUAGAUCUGUUUAAAUCUCAUUGGAGGAAAAAAUUAUAUUCUGCAUCAACCCCCUCCCCCCCCCCAAAAAAAAAAACUCCAUAUUCGUGUCAACAAUCCAUUUAUGCGGUGUUUGUACAACAGAAUAACGCGCCAUGGCAUACAUUCGAGAGUCCUUCUUACCAGUUCUUUCAGACGGGUUCAAACCGAAUGUGGUUUUAACAACUGAACGCAGUUCAGUAUAGAAAUAAAUGUGCUGGUUUUCAACUUAAUCAACAUUUACCUGUAAGCAAAUGGAUAAAAUAUUCUAUAACAAAAAAAAUUAAUAAAUGUGGAAUUUAUAAAAUUGUACGUUGGCUUACGG
Molecule: messenger RNA, 920 nt
Organism: Cimex lectularius (bed bug)
Lineage: Eukaryota; Metazoa; Arthropoda; Insecta; Hemiptera; Cimicidae
Exons: 2
Coding region: 163-567 (134 amino acids)
Source: RefSeq, a predicted model, not a curated record